Pocillopora damicornis (cauliflower coral) is the source of this 2757-nucleotide messenger RNA. RefSeq lists its product as uncharacterized. The record is from RefSeq and is a predicted model, not a curated record. Lineage: Eukaryota; Metazoa; Cnidaria; Anthozoa; Scleractinia; Pocilloporidae.
GGGCGGGCGAGAGUAAGGCACGAAACUCAUAACCGAAGGGACAAAGCUGACGUCAGGUGUUAGGGACUUUUUGGCAAAAAUCAGCUUACACUCAGGAAAAGGCUCGAGAUUAUGUCAAAGUCAAUUCAACUUGUAACUUGAUUACGCAUGGGAAAUGCUGAAGCUGUUCCACACGAAAAAUUGAUGAGUUCUUCUAAACAAGGCAACGCGUUUUCACCUGUAGACGGGAAAUUAACGACUGAUGUUCGCUAUGGCACGUCUUCUCAAACCACUACAGGAACUGACAACGAAAUCGAAACAAAUGGAAAUCUCGACAAAACCACAGAGAGAGGAAAAACGAUUGUAACAAUCGCUGACGAUCCUGAACCCCCCUUUUCAAAUUCUGUUGCGUUUACAAACAGCAGCUCGUCAGGAGGUACAGAGCAGCAAAGACGUGUAUGGGAGGAGGUUGCACUAAGAUACCAACAGAUCCUUCAUAGAGAAUACAGAAUGAUGAACUUGCCUUCUUAUCCAGUGGAGGGAGGUAAUGUGUACCUUUACUAUGUUCCUGUGAUAGUAAAUCACGGGUCUACAACUCAGUCUUUAGGUGUAAACUCUGAACACCACAGCACAGAGGCGGCUGCUCGUGAAAGCAGAAAGGAAAAGGAUGACGUCAUUUACAUUGAUGAUAGUGACGACGACAUCCACAGUGAUGUCAAAGAAGAACCGUCUGAGCUUGAGGAAUCAUGCUCUUUUAGAGAAAGUGCUGGGGCUGAAAUUCCCCGUGGAGUCACACCGCCUAUCUUUGAAAAAAAUCAACAGCAAAAGUAUUCUCUAAACAAGUUGGAAGAUCCUGUUUUAAAGGCGAAUGGAAGCGUGGAUCAAAGCGAAUAUAACCACCAUUCUGAGAGUUCUAGCGACGAGAGAGAUGAUCCCAAAACAAGUAUUGAUGACAAAAACAGCAAAUACUGUGAUGAGCACGAUACUCAAGUCACAGAAGACCAUAUUCGCAUUUUUAAAGGCUAUACAAUAGAAUACCAUCCAAUUUAUCGUGACAAAUUCAUGAAAGAGCCGAACAAUCCACGAAGAUCCCAGCAGUAUACAGAAAGAGAUGAAAAGAUACUGGACUUGAAAAAACGUCUAGCUGAACAUACAAUAGAACUGGAAAAACUUAAGCAGCAGCAGUCAAUAAAGGAAGAAAUACCGAGUAAUGGACAUUUAGAUAGAAUUUACCAACAAAACAAAAAAGACAGACACAUCAAAGGAGAAAUAAUUGAAUGCAGCAAAUCUUUAGGGGAUCGAGAAGUGACGGUAUGUCCUAAAGAGUGUCCCUCUGCUCAGAUUCAUUAUUUUCCCUCAGGGGAACGAAAAACAAUCUUUCCAAGAAAGAACUCUAGAAAGCAAAGAUCGCCUCGCAGAAUUGAUUCUCCUUUCAACGUUAAGAUUGAGAAAAAGGCCGAUGAUGUAGGAACUGUUCCAACAGAGAUAGCGAUUAAAAAUUUGGUUUUGAAGAGAAAGCUCAAUCUACCCAAUGGAAUAUUACAGGAACAGUCGAGUGACGAUAAGAAAGCCAAACGAACAAAGUGUUCUAAAAAGACCAAAAUAAGACGGAAGCGCAAAAGAGGCCAACGAAAGUCGUCGACUUUCAAACUUAAAGGGACACAGUCUUUGAAUGAUAAAGCCCAAGAGGAACUUAGCCCUGUAACAAAUUUAGACAGAGCUUGUACCCCUGAAGACACCAAUCAGGAGGAGUUCCUGUCAUUGUUUGGCCUGCUGAAAAUGAGCCAGAAGCAGAGUUAGACACUUGAACUUUCAUCCCUUUGAAGGAACUGUAACUAACUCUGUUCAACUUUGUUUCUGCAAGUGAGCUUUAGUACAGGGUGCCGUAGUAAAGGAAAUGGUAACCUAUGUCCGUUACUUUGCUGACGCCGAAAAGACAAUGAAAAAGCCUGGAACUUUUUUAACUUCAAGUUGAAUUUAGUAAAUUUCCGCUUUCUUCGUUUUUCAAUUUUUAAUUCUUUUAUAAACACAUUACUAUUUAAAGAUUGGUUUUUAUGUUUCCAACAAUAAUAGUACUUAUUUAUCUCAGGAAUAUUGCGAGAAAUCGUCUUCACGUCGCUAAAGUGGAGUUUUCAUAACAGCUGAGAGAUGGAUGUUUUCUAUUAAAAUAGAUAUUAUUCUGAACCAUACGCUAUUAAAUACUAUGCCAGUAUACUCUCAUAAAUUAUCUUAAUCUUUCUCUUUCUUUCCGGUUAUUAUGUUCAGAAAACAGUGGAUCCAAUGGCCAUUCAACCUUUUUUUCGUGUCAGUGUUCUUUCAAAAGUAUUUAAAACUUUAUGUGGUGUUGAACGCCGUAAAAUGUAAUUGAACUUACAGGUUAGUUUCACUCUUUUGCCCUCAUUAUUAGUAUUAGAGUUUCUGACCCAAACUUUGGAAUGGAUUAUUUCUCUUACUCAGUCCUCCUGAUAUCUGAUUUCUAUAAUUCCGUUAGUUGCUCAGUUGACAUUUAAAGCUAUGGUUGUGUUUCUGCCGCCGCUACAGUCGACUCAAGUGUCGAAGAUCCAUGCAAGGUUUUAUUUUGCUAUCUAAAACUCUUGUUACAAAACGGUCAUCGACUGUAACUAGGAUAUUUAUAUAUAAGCGAGUUUGACUUUUUAAGACUGGUGUCUUGCCAUUAUAUACGUUCAGCUUGGCAAACGAGAGGUUGUGCAGGAAUGUUGAACGCAGUUGUGACUCUUGAGUUAAUGUCUAUAUCAAUAAAGUACAUUUGUCGAUAAA